This is a messenger RNA of Echinostoma caproni, 999 nucleotides long. NCBI's taxonomy places the organism in Eukaryota, Metazoa, Platyhelminthes, Trematoda, Plagiorchiida, Echinostomatidae. The record is from the annotation of a GenBank genome assembly.
AUGAAACCAGCAGAAGCAAUGUAUUUGGGAGCCAGCGAUGGUCAGUCGGCAUGUAUAUGGACUGUGAAUCCCGAUCCGGUCAGUGCCACUGAUAAGAAAAAUCCGAUUAUGUUUUCAUAUGAUCCCCGAUCUGGUGAACCGGAUCGCAUACGUCAGAUGGCCUGGAAUCCUCGCACAUGCAGAUCUCGGAUCGGNUCGGACUCAUUCACUCUGGCCACUGGGCUCAUCAAUGGUGAGGUGUGGCUCUAUGAUAUUCGUGCCUUGUCCGGGCCGCUGAUUCGAUUGACUGGUCUCUCAUUUUCCGUCCGUCAUUUGGUUUUCGCACUGAGCCUUCAAUCACAUGAUGAAGUCCGAUUCAAGGAUAGUGUGAGUAUUGAUCGUAGUUUGCAUCCGUUUGCACUCGACCGGGUCUCAGACGAAAAUGUUCAAGCGUCCUCGCGCCCGACACCAGAUCCGGCUCACAAACGUGACACACUGGGUGAAAUCACCAAUCGCUCGAACUCGCCUUUGAAGUCACCCCAGGAUUGUCAGUGGAACAUUCUGUUCCAGGAUUUGUCCCUUCCAGAAUGGUCUUCUGAUUCCCUUGAGACUAGUCGUUCCUCGAAACAAAAUACAUUUCAAGCACCUGGUUUGACUCAUCAAUCAUUAAACUUGACCGAUAGCGAGCGGAAUUCCACGGAGUUGGGCGCUGAGUGUCCACCACCGUGCACUCCACCUAUCCAGACCAUUGAACCUCCGCUGCCAGUCCCCGGAUCGUCAAAGUUUACCCGGACUCCGCUACCCAAGGUGGAAAAACAGUUGGAAAGUCGUCUAGCCAGUUUGGAAUCGAAUUUGCUAUCGGAAUUAAGCAUGAAUCAAUACCAAAUGUUGUUUUAUAUUUCGCGACUGGAACACGCGGUACAACGAAUGCGAAAUGAGUUCGCCGAAGCACUGACCGAACUGCAUCGAGAGAACGAAGCAUUACGACAGGAGGUGCAAAGACGCUCUUGUUUCUAUUAG